This is a messenger RNA of Drosophila takahashii, 1185 nucleotides long. RefSeq names its product Hen1 methyltransferase (gene Hen1). Gene Ontology annotation, molecular function: RNA methyltransferase activity; O-methyltransferase activity. Gene Ontology annotation, cellular component: nucleus; cytoplasm. The record is from RefSeq and is a predicted model, not a curated record. Lineage: Eukaryota; Metazoa; Arthropoda; Insecta; Diptera; Drosophilidae. Gene Ontology annotation, biological process: RNA methylation; piRNA processing; siRNA processing.
AUGUUUUGUUACAAGUUGCCCUGCGGGGAUUUCCAAACCCUAACAACAAUGACUGAAACCGGCAUUUCCUUCGAUCCACCUGUGUACGAGCAGAGAUACUGCGCCGCCAUCCAGAUCCUGGAGGACUCCCGCUGGUCAAGUCAGAUCAAGAAGGUGGUCGAGUUCGGCUGUGCCGAGAUGAAAUUAUUCCAGCUGAUGCGUCGCAUAGAGACCAUAGAAAACAUUCUACUGGUGGAUAUUGACGAGCCCUUGCUCAGAAGGAACCUAACCUGCGUGGAUCCCUUGGUCUCGGAUUAUAUUAGGCGCCGUGCGGGUCCUUUAAGCGUUCAGAUUCUACAGGGAAGCGUUGCAGAUUCUUCGGAAGAACUGCGAGGCACAGAUGCUGUAAUUGCGUUGGAGCUAAUCGAGCACGUAUACGACGAUGUUUUGUACAAAAUUCCAUCCAAUGUUUUUGGGUUUAUGCAGCCUAAAUUGGUGGUUUUUAGCACACCAAACUCAGACUACAACGUAGUAUUUACGCGUUUUAAUCCUUUGUUGCCAAAUGGAUUUCGCCACUACGAUCAUAAGUUUGAAUGGACGCGGGAGGAGUUCAAGUCCUGGUGCUCGGAUAUUGUUGAGAAGUACCCAAACUACAUGUUCUCUUUAAUGGGAGUGGGUAAUCCGCCCAAGGACUUCGAAAGUGUUGGUCACGUAUCGCAGAUGGCCAUAUUCGUCCGCAAGGAUUUUCUUGAGAUGCAGUUGGAGUUUCCUUUGGAUAGCACACCUAAACUUGAUGAAGAAUCCACUCCCUAUAAGUUAAUUCAUUCCGUCGACUACCCUUUUUAUGUGGACACGCGCACCGAGAAGGAAAAAAUGUGGACAGAAGUCCAAAUUGAGAUUCAACGUUUUAAAAGGAUUGCCAAUUCUUCUGAUAUCGAUCUGGAUUCUCACCAGGACAACUAUAAAAUGCCUCUUUCCCUUUUAUUGGAUCGCCUACAUCAUGUAGGCGCCACGAAGGAAGACCUGGUGGAAUUGCUGCAGGAGAACAAUUUAAAAAUAGAGGAAGAAAGCGUUAUAAUUGAAGACUCCGAAGAGGAAUCACAGUGGUCUGAUCCAUACGAAUUGUCUGAACGUCUUUCCCAGGACGUUGUGUUGACUGACCAGGAGCAAGAGGAGGAGUGCUGGGACCUGAACUCGGAAUCCUAA